AAACCCAUACCCAAUUCUGCUAUUAAAGAAUGUGGUAAAUUCAUUAUUUAUGAAUUACACAAGACUUACAUCUCAUAGGUUCCCAAGGUCUGAUACACAGGUAUACAGGACGUAUACACUAAAAAUUCCUGUUGAUUGCAAUGUGCGAGAGCAGUUUCCAAGUGUAACCCCCUCCUCCCCGCCAACUAAUAAAAUCAGUUUGGCUCUCUGGUUUGUUUUAAAAAUUAAAACAGCUUGGUAGUUGCUCUAUGGAUAACUCUUCUCCCCCCUCUUCUUGCCCGCACACCUAUUUAGACUGGCAAGCCCAUUUUCAUUUUAUUUCAAAGAUUUUUUUUUUUUUUUUUUAAGCAAAGGCUGGAGACCGCGGGGGUUGCUAAAUUUAUCUUCCUCCCCGGCUACGGGGAUGGAGAAAACACAUUUACUGCGGGCGGGGGUCUGAGGGCCUGCAAACAACUCGAGCAGGCGCCUCGGCCAAGACCGGCGCGGAGAGGCGGAGCUGUGACUGAUGAGAAUUAAAGGCCAUGGAUGAAGAUGGACUUGAAUUACAAUCACAAGAGCCAAACUCAUUUUUUGAUGCAACAGGAGCUGAUGCUGCACACAUGGAUGGUGAUCAGAUUGUUGUGGAAGUGCAAGAAACUGUUUUUGUUUCAGAUGUUGUGGAUUCAGACAUAACUGUGCAUAAUUUUGUUCCUGAUGACCCAGACUCAGUUGUAAUUCAAGAUGUUAUUGAGGACGUUGUUAUAGAAGAUGUUCAGUGUCCAGAUAUCAUGGAAGAAGCAGAUGUAACUGAAACGGUCAUCAUUCCUGAGCAAGUGCUGGACUCAGAUGUAACUGAAGAAGUUUCGUUAGCUCAUUGCACAGUCCCAGAUGAUGUUUUAGCUUCUGACAUCACUUCAGCCUCAAUAUCUAUGCCAGAACACGUCUUGACAAGUGAAUCUAUACACAUGUCUGAUGUUGGGCAUGUUGAACAUGUGGUUCAUGAUAGUGUAGUAGAAGCAGAAAUUGUCACUGAUCCUCUGAGCACUGAUGUAGUUUCAGAAGAAGUAUUGGUAGCAGACUGUGCCUCUGAAGCUGUCAUAGAUGCCAACGGGAUCCCUGUGGACCAGCAAGAUGAUGACAAAAGCAACUGUGAGGACUACCUUAUGAUUUCCUUGGAUGAUGCUGGUAAAAUAGAACAUGACGGUUCCUCUGGAAUGACCAUUGAUGCAGAGUCAGAAAUCGAUCCUUGUAAAGUGGAUGGCACUUGCCCUGAAGUCAUCAAGGUGUACAUUUUUAAAGCUGACCCUGGAGAGGAUGACUUAGGUGGAACAGUAGACAUUGUGGAGAGCGAGCCUGAGAAUGAUCAUGGCGUUGAACUGCUUGAUCAGAACACCAGUAUUCGUGUUCCCAGGGAAAAAAUGGUUUAUAUGACUGUCAAUGACUCUCAACAAGAAGAUGAAGAUUUAAAUGUUGCCGAAAUUGCUGAUGAAGUUUAUAUGGAAGUGAUUGUAGGAGAGGAGGAUGCGGCGGCAGCGGCGGCAGCAGCUGCUGUGCAUGAGCAGCAAAUGGAUGACAAUGAAAUCAAAACCUUCAUGCCGAUUGCAUGGGCAGCAGCUUAUGGUAAUAAUUCUGAUGGAAUUGAAAACCGGAAUGGCACUGCAAGUGCCCUCUUGCACAUAGAUGAGUCUGCUGGCCUCGGCAGACUGGCUAAACAAAAACCAAAGAAAAGGAGAAGACCUGAUUCCAGGCAGUACCAAACAGCAAUAAUUAUUGGCCCUGAUGGACAUCCUUUGACUGUCUAUCCUUGCAUGAUUUGUGGGAAGAAGUUUAAGUCGAGAGGUUUUUUGAAAAGGCACAUGAAAAACCAUCCUGAACAUCUUGCCAAGAAGAAGUACCGCUGUACUGACUGUGAUUACACUACCAACAAGAAGAUAAGUUUACACAACCACCUGGAGAGUCAUAAGCUGACCAGCAAGGCAGAGAAGGCCAUCGAAUGCGAUGAGUGUGGGAAGCAUUUCUCUCACGCUGGGGCUUUGUUUACUCACAAAAUGGUGCAUAAAGAAAAAGGAGCCAACAAAAUGCACAAAUGUAAAUUCUGUGAAUACGAGACAGCUGAACAAGGGUUAUUGAAUCGCCACCUUUUGGCAGUCCACAGCAAGAACUUUCCUCAUAUUUGUGUGGAAUGCGGUAAAGGUUUUCGUCACCCAUCAGAGCUCAAAAAGCACAUGCGAAUCCAUACUGGGGAGAAGCCGUACCAAUGCCAGUACUGCGAGUAUAGGUCUGCAGACUCUUCUAACUUGAAAACACAUGUAAAGACUAAGCAUAGUAAAGAGAUGCCAUUCAAGUGUGACAUUUGUCUUCUGACUUUCUCAGAUACCAAAGAGGUGCAGCAACAUGCUCUGAUCCACCAAGAAAGCAAAACACACCAGUGUUUGCAUUGUGACCAUAAGAGUUCAAACUCAAGUGAUUUGAAACGACACAUAAUUUCAGUUCACACGAAGGACUACCCCCAUAAGUGUGAUAUGUGUGAGAAAGGCUUCCACCGGCCUUCAGAACUAAAGAAACACGUGGCUGCCCACAAGGGUAAAAAAAUGCACCAGUGUAGACAUUGUGACUUUAAGAUUGCAGAUCCAUUUAUUCUAAGCCGCCAUAUUCUCUCAGUUCACACAAAGGAUCUUCCAUUUAGGUGUAAGAGAUGUAGAAAGGGAUUUAGGCAACAGAAUGAGCUUAAAAAGCAUAUGAAGACACAUAGUGGCCGGAAAGUGUAUCAGUGUGAAUACUGUGAGUAUAGCACUACAGAUGCCUCAGGCUUUAAGCGGCACGUUAUUUCCAUUCACACAAAAGACUAUCCUCACCGGUGUGAGUACUGCAAGAAAGGGUUCCGAAGACCUUCAGAAAAGAACCAGCACAUAAUGCGGCAUCAUAAAGAAGUUGGCUUGCCCUGACAGUACUUCUACAGGCAUUUGUAGAGAUGUUGGCCUUGAAACAGAAAAUUCAUUUUAAAGCCAACCAGUCUUGUUCACAUACAAUACUGUAUAUCGAUUUAUGCUGUGUACAAAUAGAAUUAAUUGCUUCUAGUUGACUUUUUUUUUUACAUUUUGUUCAAUAGUGUGUUCUGAAUUCUGUUCAGUUUGUUUAAUAAAUGGGGAAAAAUGGCAACAAGCUUGUUGCUUUUAAUAAAGUAAUCCCUGGUUCUAUACUGAAUUUUUCUAUCCUAGACGUUUUAUAUUUAUUUAAAUAUUUACCUUGCUUACCUUGAUGGUACUCUUCUAAGACCAUUUACCUUAAGGUAACUUUAGAUUGGUAACUCUGAAAAUAUUCAUGUUGACUCAUUUUGUUUCCCAUAAAUUUCUCACAAUAAAAUUAUCAAAGACAUCUACUAAUACAAAUGGGAGAUUUUAUGGUCAGGUCUAAUUAUAACAUGGAAGUCAUUUACUUGUCUUGCUUAAUAUUUUCAGACCACAUGAUAAUGAAAGUUUCCAUUUGAGCUUUUGCGUCCCUGGCAUUGCUGAGUAAAGAACAGUGGCUGGGUUCGUGUUUACUUUUCAUUUUGUUGAGCAAAUAAAAUAUACAUCUUUGGCUUUCUUUGGACUAUUUACAUCUUUUGUCAGUGUAGCAAAAUUUUAGAAAACCUUAUUGAAAAAUUUUGCUUGAUCCUGUUGUAUUUUUAUUAUUCUGUCUGUGCUGCUUUGUCUUGGAAUGGUUGUGUGCUACAUAUGAGACUUACUGAAGACCGCAUUUUGGAAUCUCCUAGAGGUAACUUGUGGCUUAUAGGAUCUUUUGCAACUUUAUAUAUGUAAAUGUACCCUGAAUUAUAUGUAUACACAUAUAUAAAACAUGUAUCUGUGUGUAUUGCUUAUUUUACAUAUUUAUACACACAACCCCAAGUAGUAGUUGUUUAAAAUCUAUAAUGAAAAGUAUUAAAUUUACAAUAACAUGAAAGAUCCAGGGAUGCAUGAGAGAGCAUUUUGUAAGUCAUGCUCUUCAGAGAGACUACUCAGGUUAAGAAUUAGAAGGAAAAUAAGGACACUAGUAUUUUUGAAGAGUAAAGGUAUUUUCUUUUAAAUAUCUUUGGUAAUUAAAAAAUAGAAGUUAAGAUGUUUCUAGAUAGAAUGUUUCGUACAAUUUCAGCUCCAUGCCUUUAUAUUUUUCUGAAAAGCUAAUGAGUAUCCAGACAUAACUCUCACAGCUCUCUCUGAGACAACUCUGUCUCACCAAGUGAGGGGGACAGAGAGGAAACAGUGGCUCUCUGUGGACCAGAGAAUGGGUGCUAAUUAUGACUUACACUUGGCAAGUUCAGCCUGCUCUGUUAUUUCUUAGUUACAGUUAGCAAACUUUUAAAAACUUAACCUCAAGUUGGCUUUCAUUACAGGAUAAAGGCAUGAUGUUGUAAGUGCAUACGGAAAGUCUGAGGCCUUAUUUGGAAUAUCACCAAGCUUUUCAUAGUUCUUUCUUUCAGAGUAGGCAUAUUUUAACAGGUCUAAAUCAGAGUCAUAAAUUCAUAAAAGGAACUUGAUUAAUUAGAAUUUGGUUGUGUUAAGUUGAAUCUUGGGGAACAAUACAAUUUUGGGGGUCCCUUAAAUUGGCUUCCCACUUGAUAGCUGCCUUGCCACUGCAUUAUGGUGCUCCAUCCCCUUUGGGCUGUUAGGUUUUUACCUUUCAUCUUUUUCUUUGCCACCGAUAUUUGUACUCGAGAGUUAUAUUUUUAGGGUUAGUAAAUGAAAUAUUCAGUGUUUGGCAACCCUUUGGAGUGCUAGAUUGAUUUAGUCUAGUUCUAAAUCAAGUGCUUUAGGCUGGUGUGAUGAACUCCAGCCUAACUACCAGUCAAAGCCAAGGCAUGGGUUUUCCUAGCCUAUCCCAUACAGAAUUCCCGUAUCUUCUUGGCCCCUGUAACAUGCUUCUUUUUUUCCCUUUAAAGUAACUUAACAUUAUGUGAUACAUUGCCCUGGUAUUCUUGAAAGCUCUGUUCAUAUUUGUUUUUUAACUUUUAAAAUCUCCCUUAAUUUUUAUUUUUCCCCAAAAGAAUGUAAAACAUCUAAAUGAAAGUGGAAAUUUAUGCAUUUUAAAACAUCCUAUAAAAUUAGUACAGAAAAUAUAAAUGAUUGGGUCAUUUAACUAUAUUUUUUUAAAUGAGCUGAAAGAUAAAGAACACAACACUUUACACACUUUAUAUUUCUCGUACAUACUCUGGAAUCAUACACAGUUCUUUUCUUUUUAAAGCACAAUAUUGAAACCUUUAAAAGGUAUUUAAGGGUUUGGUCAAGUGAAUAUGAUGAAAUGUAUUUGUCUGUAUAAAGAGAAAAUGAAAUUGUAGUCACUGUUAUGUACUGACAUUAGUUACAACCUAGUUUUAAUUCUUAAAACAAUUUUGAUUAGCAAAGCUAAAAAAAAUGGAUGUUUCAGUUAAAUGUUUUAAAGAGGUACAGAUUUUUACAAGGACAUAAUAUAAGUUAUUGUUCUGUAGAAAUAUCCUAUUAAAUAUUGUAUGUCCCGCCCUCUGUACACUUUGUAAAAAAAGUAAAAUACAUAAAAAGAUCAUAUAGGGAUGUGUGACAUUAUUGUAAUUGUGUACUUGAGAAUAACGUGCAAAAAUAAAAAUCAGAAUAUUUUCCUGUUAAUGAAUGUUUAGUCUAUUUGAUACCAGUACUAAGUUAAUGCUUUUUCUUAAGAAAAAGAAAUGUACAGUUUUUGUAAACCUAAUAAACAUCAAAAGCAGUGAAUUA
Nycticebus coucang (slow loris) is the source of this 5702-nucleotide messenger RNA. RefSeq names its product zinc finger protein X-linked (gene ZFX). Lineage: Eukaryota; Metazoa; Chordata; Mammalia; Primates; Lorisidae. Gene Ontology annotation, cellular component: nucleus. The transcript has 8 exons. Gene Ontology annotation, molecular function: metal ion binding; RNA polymerase II transcription regulatory region sequence-specific DNA binding; DNA-binding transcription factor activity, RNA polymerase II-specific. Bases 522 to 2924 code for a protein of 800 amino acids. Gene Ontology annotation, biological process: regulation of transcription by RNA polymerase II. The record is from RefSeq and is a predicted model, not a curated record.